CAAUACCAAAAGGUGCAGACAGACACGGUGGUCGCCAGCGCUACUGUGUCGUAGUUGCGGCCAGGCUCUGUUGUGACUUCCCGUCGUGAGAGAUGUCAAAGAUGCGGAUGAAAGCGGUGAGGUGCCCCACGGAUGAGCUCAGCCUCUCCAACUGUGCCAUCAUCAACGCCGACGAUUUUCCCGACGAUGUCAGGCACAUCGAAGUAACCACAGCACCAAAUUAUCAUUUCGUGUUUACCGUGAGAACGCACCAUGAGAUUCCGCGCGGCACAGUUGGCUUCAGCCUGCCGCAGCGAAAGUGGGCAACAUUGUCUCUCAAUCAAGAGAUUGAAGUUCGGCCGUAUCACUUUGAUCCGACUUCUAACACAGAAUGUUUAUGCAACAUCGUUUUGGAGGCUGAUUUUUUGCAGAAAAAAACUGUCACUUUGGAGCCGUACAAUACGGACGAAAUGGCCAAGGAGUUCUUGCUACAGUUUUCAGGACAGGCAUUCACCGUGGGUCAGCAGCUGGCAUUCCAGUUUAAGGAUAAGAAACUGCUUGGAUUAGUUGUCAAAAGUCUGGAGGCCGCCGACCUGUCGGCGAUCAGCUCGGGACAGAGUACAAUGCCCAAGAAGACGAAGAUGGGACGUUGCCUGGGCGACAGUAUAAUACAGUUCGAGAAGGCGGAGAACUCCAGCCUGAAUCUCGUCGGGCAGUCCAAGGGGAAGGCCGUCCGGCAGGCGAUCAUCAAUCCCGACUGGGACUUUCAGAAGAUGGGCAUCGGUGGCCUGGACAAGGAGUUCAGCGCCAUUUUCCGACGGGCGUUCGCGUCCCGUGUCUUCCCGACGGAGAUUGUCACCCAGCUGGGUUGCAAGCACGUGAAGGGAAUCCUGCUGUACGGGCCGCCCGGCACGGGUAAGACGUUAAUGGCGCGGCAAAUUGGAACGAUGUUGAACGCGAGGGAGCCGAAGAUUGUAAACGGCCCGCAAAUUUUGGACAAGUACGUCGGAGAGAGCGAGGCGAAUAUCAGACGAUUGUUCGCUGACGCGGAGGAUGAGGAAAAGAGGCUCGGGCCAAACAGCGGACUUCACAUCAUUAUAUUCGAUGAGAUUGAUGCCAUAUGUAAGUCUCGAGGUAGCGUCGCUGGGAACACGGGGGUUCACGACACCGUGGUUAAUCAGCUUCUCGCGAAGAUCGACGGUGUCGAACAGUUAAAUAACAUUCUUGUUAUUGGUAUGACCAACAGAAGGGAUAUGAUCGAUGAGGCCCUGCUAAGACCUGGCAGAUUGGAGUUGCAAAUGGAAAUUAGCUUACCAGACGAGCAUGGCCGGCACCAAAUUCUUAACAUCCACACCGCCCGAAUGAGAGAGUACAAGAAAAUAGCGCCUGACGUGGACCUGAAGGAGAUGGCCACUCUGACCAAGAAUUUUAGUGGCGCCGAGUUGGAGGGCUUAGUUAGGGCAGCACAGAGCACCGCCAUGAAUCGAUUGAUUAAAGCCGCCAGCAAGGUGGAGGUAGAUCCAUCCGCAAUGGAGAAACUUAUGGUGACCAAAGGCGACUUUUUCCACGCGUUGGAGCACGACGUUAAACCGGCAUUUGGUACAAGUGCUGAAGCAUUGUGUCAACUGUUGACCCGUGGAAUUAUUAAUUGGGGAAGACCGGUGGCUGAAAUUCUCGCCGACGGCAGUCUGUGCAUUCAACAAGCUCGAGCGACCGAGGGAUCCGGACUCGUUUCGGUUCUCUUGGAGGGACCACCGAACAGCGGCAAGACAGCGCUCGCCGCACAAAUUGCGAAGAAUUCAGACUUUCCGUUUGUCAAAGUGUGCACGCCUGAGGACAUGGUCGGCUUCAUUGAAUCCGCAAAAUGUCUUUCUAUACGAAAGGUGUUCGACGAUGCAUAUCGUUCGCAGCUCAGCUGCAUUUUAGUUGAUAAUAUCGAACGUCUCCUGGAUUACGGCCCGAUUGGACCAAGAUAUUCUAAUCUGACACUGCAAGCGCUUUUAGUGUUGCUAAAGAAAUCACCGCCGCCUGGUCGUAAACUAUUGAUUCUGUGCACUUCUAGUCGCAGACAAGUUUUAGACGACCUGGAAUUACUUCCAGCAUUUAAUACCAUCCUUCACGUGCCUAAUUUGUCAACCCCUGAUCAUUUGUUGAACGUGUUGGAAGAAGUUGAUCUCUUCUCGAAACACGAAAUGGCUUCCUUACAUGCAAAGCUUCAAGGAAAACGCGUAUUCAUCGGUAUUAAGAAACUGCUCUGCCUAAUAGAUAUGGCACGUCAAGUGGAACCAAGUUACAGAGUCGCGAAAUUCUUGUCAAAACUGGAGGAAGAAGGCGGUCUAGAGUAAGAUAUAUAUAUAUUCCAUUUCGAGCCGCGUUACUCUCGUGGUAGUGCGGAACGAGAAAGGGCACGGAAUGCUUUUUAAGCUCGUUUCGAGUGUAGAUCGCUCAAGCUGAAGUUUUGAUCACCUCAACGAACGCAUUCUCAAAUUAUAGUAAUUUAAAUGUAGAAAAUUUAUAGCUUCUCUGUAUAAAUGAGAGAGAUAUAAUCAGUGAUAUCUAGAUCUCUGUGUUACAAUGAGUUCCCGCGACAUGUAGAAAGUAGGUAACACCAGCUUGUAUUGUGAAUAUUGUGAUGCAUAUCUGAAAAAAAAAACACGUAAUUAAUUCUGUAUUCUGAAGUACAAGUGCUACAUUAUUGCAGAUAAAUAACAGUUAACAGUUAUAAAAUCGCAGAGAUUAAUAUCAUAUUUUCGUAUGAUAUUUUCAUACAUAAGUAUUGUGUUUAUGCCAUCUUAAUUUGAUUUAAUUCUGAUUAACUCUAGCAAAUCCAAUUUCCAAUAAUUUAUAGCCUUCGAUUAUAGAUUUAAGGGGAUGGCUAAACUGGAAAUCAAAAACUCCAAAACGUCGCUGUUUUACCGACGAUUUAUGCAUAUUUAUGCGUGCGAUAUUGAUAGUAGUAGUGUAUAAUAAUGUGUUUAUGUUUACCACAUCAAUAUCGCAUGCACACAUCGUAACAAAUUUUCUAAAUUAAUAAUCUUUUACAUUAAAGCUUCCAAUUUAUUUCUGAAAGCAGAGCACUGUUCUUUCAUAAUUCCUAGUUUAAAUCAAAAUUGUUUUAUAUAUAUAUAAAAAAAAAAACAAUUAUACCUAACUUAUGAAACUUAUAUAAAGCAAAUAUUGUUACAAGUCGACGCCAGAAGUCGAUAAUAAGACUGUAAUUUUUUCAACUUUUUAUCGCUUUUGGCAUAAAGUCGACCGAUUUGGACUACAUUAUCGUUUAUACUUUAAUCGUAAAGGAUUUUAAAAUCCGUAAGAGCAGUUAGAGAAAUACUUGUUUGAAAAAUCAUUUGGUAGGUAAAACAGACGACUUUAAGAUCCCCUUAAUAGAUUUAUUUGUUGAACUUGUUCGCAUUUGGAGAGAUAAUUUACCAUUUAAGGGGGUAUUCUAGUCUAGCGGAUCGCAAAAAUCGAUUUUUCUUUUUUUACAUAUUUUGCAAGUAUUUGAUAUGGAAAAUAUGUCUGCAAAAGGAUUUAGCCCGAUUCGCAAAAUUAACAAAGUUAUAGACCGGUAUUCAUAGUCGAUUCUUAUAUUUAAGAUCGUCUUAAAUGUAGUUUUAAGAUGUUACAAGCUAAUAACAGAGUCGUAUUAGUAUCUUAAAGCAUUAUUUAAGACGGCCUUAAAAUAAAAACCGCCUUAUGGCCAAGAAUACCGGCCAUAGCACUUGAUAGAGAGCAGUCUCAAUUUAUGUAAUCAGUACAAAAAACUUUAA
Wasmannia auropunctata (little fire ant) is the source of this 3749-nucleotide messenger RNA. Its product is annotated as vesicle-fusing ATPase 1-like. The transcript is spliced from 11 exons. Lineage: Eukaryota; Metazoa; Arthropoda; Insecta; Hymenoptera; Formicidae. Gene Ontology annotation, molecular function: ATP hydrolysis activity; ATP binding. Gene Ontology annotation, biological process: SNARE complex disassembly; Golgi to plasma membrane protein transport; intra-Golgi vesicle-mediated transport. The record is from RefSeq and is a predicted model, not a curated record. The coding region runs from base 93 to 2324 and encodes 743 amino acids. Gene Ontology annotation, cellular component: Golgi stack.